AUGCCUCCUCAGCUCCAGUCUUCAAAGCAGGCCGGCCCUCGGGUGCUACAAGGCGAACUGAACAGCCUUAGUCCAGCCAUCAGGGACUUUGUGGAGGCCAAUGUCGCGCUCUGUCAGCCGGACGCCCUUCACAUCUGUGACGGCUCGGAGGAGGAGAACCGGACACUCCUGGCUCAGUUGGAGGAGCAGGGCUUGAUUAAGAAAUUGCCCAAGUACAACAACUGUUGGCUGGCCAGGACAGACCCUCAGGACGUGGCCCGGGUAGAGAGCCGGACAGUGAUCGUGACCCGCGACCGCCGCGACACAAUACCCACCCCUCUGGACGGCAGCGUCAGCCAGUUGGGCCGCUGGAUGUCACCCGAGGAAUUGGACAAAGCAGUCUCUCAGCGCUUCCCGGGGUGCAUGAAGGGUCGCACCAUGUACGUGAUUCCAUUCAGCAUGGGACCGGUGGGAUCGCCGCUCUCCAAAGUCGGUGUGGAGCUGACAGACUCUGCCUACGUGGUGGUCAGCAUGAGGGUGAUGACCCGAAUGGGGAAGGCAGUUUUGGCCUCCCAUGGUACCGGUGACUUCGUACGCUGUCUGCACUCCGUCGGCUGCCCGCUGCCACUUAAAAAACCUCUGGUGAACAAUUGGCCCUGUAACCCUGAGCAGACCCUGAUUGCCCACGUCCCAGAAAACCGGCAAAUCAUAUCUUUCGGUAGUGGUUAUGGCGGUAACUCCCUGCUCGGCAAGAAAUGCUUUGCCUUGCGCAUCGCUUCACGUCUCGCUAAGGAAGAAGGCUGGCUAGCAGAGCACAUGCUGAUCUUGGGCGUCACGAACCCCACAGGCCAGAAGAAGUACAUGGUGGCGGCCUUUCCCAGCGCUUGUGGGAAGACCAACCUCGCCAUGCUGUGUCCUACACUUCCUGGCUGGAAGGUGGAGUGCGUAGGAGACGACAUCGCCUGGAUGAAGUUUGACCAAGAAGGUCACCUGCGAGCCAUCAACCCAGAGAACGGCUUCUUUGGAGUCGCACCCGGCACAUCCGCCAAGACCAACCCCAAUGCCAUGGCCACCAUCGCCGAGAACACCCUCUUUACCAACGUGGCAGAGACCAGCGACGGCGGUGUGCACUGGGAGGGCAUGGACGAGAUUCUGCCUGAGGAUGUCACCAUUACUUCAUGGAAGAACCAACCUUGGAGCCAGAAAGAUGGAGAACCUUGCGCACACCCCAACUCCCGUUUCUGCACUCCGGCAAAUCAGUGUCCCAUCAUUGAUCCUCUGUGGGAAUCCCCUGAGGGGGUCCCUAUUGAGGCCAUCAUCUUCGGGGGGCGUCGACCUGAAGGCGUCCCGCUGGUUUACGAGGCGUUCAGCUGGCAGCAUGGCGUCUUUGUAGGAGCAGCCAUGCGUUCGGAGGCCACCGCCGCAGCAGAACACAAAGGCAAGGAGAUCAUGCACGACCCCUUCGCCAUGCGGCCCUUCUUCGGCUACAACUUUGGACAGUACCUGUCGCACUGGCUGAGCAUGGCAGAGUGUUCCGGUGCCAUGUUGCCGAAGAUCUUCCACGUCAACUGGUUUCGCAAGAGCCCCUCGUCCGGGUUCCUGUGGCCCGGUUUCGGCGAAAAUAUCCGCGUACUUGAUUGGAUGUUCCGGCGGCUGAACGGGCAGGCCGGAGCCAUGCCCUCCGCUAUAGGCUACCUGCCGCGUCUAGAGUCCUUCAACCUGGAGGGCCUGAGGGAGCCCGUGGACCUGGAACAGCUCUUCGCUCUGGACCGGGACUUCUGGCAGAAAGAGGUGGAAGACGUCGGGAAGUAUUUCGCCACGCAGGUGAAUGAGGACCUUCCGGAAGAGGUGGCAAGGCAGCUGGAGCUUCUUAAGCACAGGGUCAACCAGAUAUAG
This is a messenger RNA of Nerophis lumbriciformis (worm pipefish), 1875 nucleotides long. The record is from RefSeq and is a predicted model, not a curated record. Lineage: Eukaryota; Metazoa; Chordata; Actinopteri; Syngnathiformes; Syngnathidae.